Molecule: messenger RNA, 2477 nt
Organism: Elgaria multicarinata webbii
Lineage: Eukaryota; Metazoa; Chordata; Lepidosauria; Squamata; Anguidae
Gene: KBTBD4
Product: kelch repeat and BTB domain containing 4
Exons: 4
Coding region: 104-1744 (546 amino acids)
Molecular function (GO): protein binding
Source: RefSeq, a predicted model, not a curated record
GCGGAUCGGGUGAUCGGCCGGGGAAACUUCCGGAGUCGGAAACUGAAGCCCCUUCCGGGAUCCCCCCUGAACCGUUCUCCGCGGGAAGUUCCGAGCCGGCGGAAUGAAGGGAGGAGGAGCCGCCGCCGCAAAUUGCUGGAGGUCAAAUCUAGGCAACAACAUGGAAUCCCUGGAGGAGACUGGAGGUUCUUCAACGGAGGAAACCGGAAAUUCCUCAACUGAGGAGAACUACUUUGUGAAUUACACUUUCACUGACCGUUCUCAUUCAGGCCGUGUGGCCCAAGGAAUUAUGAAGUUGUGCCUAGAGGAUGAACUCUUUGCUGACGUCACCAUCUCUGUUGAAGGCAAAGAAUUCCAACUGCACCGGCUAGUUCUCUCAGCUCAGAGCUGCUUCUUUCGUUCUAUGUUCACUUCCAACCUGAAGGAGGCACAUAACCGGGUGAUUGAGUUACAAGAUGUUAGUGAGAAUGUCUUUCAGCUCCUGGUGGACUAUAUUUAUCAUGGAACUGUAAAGUUGAGAGCAGAAGACUUGCAGGAGACCUAUGAGGUAGCAGAUAUGUACCAGCUAACUGCCCUCUUUGAGGAGUGCUCCCGUUUCCUAGCUCGAACGGUACAAGUGAGAAACUGUUUGCAGAUUAUGUGGUUGGCUGAUCAGCACAGUGAUGUGGAAUUAUACACAGCUGCUAAGCACUGUGCCAAGUCAUACUUAUCACAACUUCAAGAAACAGAGGAGUUUCUGCACCUUCCUCUCCGUCUCCUAACAGAUAUUGUCUCAGAUGGGGUUCCAUGUUCCCAGAAUCCAACAGCUGCCAUAGAAACUUGGAUUAGCUUCAAUAAAGAAGAGCGUGCAGGUUUUUCAGAGAUACUGCGAUCAAGUUUAAAGGAAAUUGGAGAGAAUGUUCAUAUCUAUCUGAUUGGAAAGGAGUCAUCUCGUACACAUUCUCUUGCUGUCUCUCUGCACUGUGCUGAUGACGACUCCAUCAGCAUUAGCGGUCAGAACAGCUUGUGCCACCAAAUCACUGCAGCCUGCAAGCAUGGCAGUGACCUCUAUGUUGUUGGAGGAUCCAUUCCACGGCGCAUGUGGAAAUGCAACAACACCACGAUAGACUGGGAAUGGUGUGCCCCCCUGCCACGCGACAGGCUCCAACACACACUAGUUUCUGUGCCCAGCAAGGAUGCAAUCUAUUCACUGGGCGGCAAGACACUGCAGGACAUCCUCUCAAAUGCCAUCAUAUACUACAGAGUGAGAGACAAUGUAUGGACAGAAACUAGCCAGCUGGAAGUAGCUGUGUCUGGGGCUGCAGGUGUAAAUCUCAAUGGUGUCAUUUAUUUGUUGGGUGGGGAAGAGAAUGACCUGGACUUCUUUACCAAACCCUCUCGACUUAUCCAGUGCUAUGACACCAACACAGAGAAGUGCCACGUGAAGCCUUACGUGUUACCCUUCGCAGGGUGCAUGCAUGCUGCUGUGCACAAGGACCUGGUGUUCAUAGUAGCCGAGGGGGAUUCGCUGUUGUGCUAUAACCCUCUACUGGAUAGCUUCACCCGGCUCUGCUUGCCAGAUGCCUGGAGUUCAGUACCAUCCCUUUGGAAAAUUGCUAGCUGUAAUGGCAAUAUUUUCAUAUUCCGAGAUCGCUACAAAAAGGGAGACGCCAACACCUUCAAACUCAAUCCAGCCACUUCGGUGGUAACUGUUAGCAGUGGCCUCAAAGUGCUACUUACAAAUUUGCAGUUUGUGUUGGCCUGAGGGAAGAAGAGUUCAGUGCCAGGACAAUGGAGACAUUCCAUAAAACAAGCCAGAGAUGCAUAGGCCUCAUAGCUCUAGCCCCUUAAGACAGAUCACAGGACUUUUAGAGAGCCUCCCACCCCACCCCACCCCACCCUUCCAACUCCUGCUCAGAAGCAGCAACAUCCUAGGUGCAUCCCUGUUCCCACUAGCACUUAAAUGGUGCCGUCUGGGUCCUGUCUGGAUUACUGUUAGCACUGUGGCCCCUGGCUGGUCAACUUCUUGUGUCUCAAAGCUCCACACCUAAGAAGCUUCUUAGGUCUAAACCCUUUACCACCAGCAAGAAACCUAUACAAAAUAGCUGAACUCAUUUAUAAUCUUCAGGAGCUCCUAUGUGGCAGGUUGUCAACAAUUGCAGCAAUCCUUCAAGGUAUAAAAUAGCCCUCAAAGCUGCAACUACCAGACAAGUGAUUUCUUGAGAAGGUUCCCUCCCUUUAUUAGUGCUGCAGACGGCAACUCCUUAGCUAGAGAUACUGAGAGUGAGAAACACUGCAGUUUCCUUGAUUCUACCAGGAACAGAGGAGCCGGCUAUUCCCCACUGUAUUGUCACCUGGCAGGAAAAGCAUCUCUUCCCUUGCUGCCAUUGUGCCAACGCCUGGAUCCCCUUCCCCAAUAUUUAAGUGUCAAACCUACCUGUUGAUACUACAAGCCACCUGGGCUGCAAAUCUCAAUAAAGGCCUCUACUGGAACAACA